Molecule: messenger RNA, 1143 nt
Organism: Ceratosolen solmsi marchali
Lineage: Eukaryota; Metazoa; Arthropoda; Insecta; Hymenoptera; Agaonidae
Product: speckle-type POZ protein-like
Exons: 2
Coding region: 56-1090 (344 amino acids)
Molecular function (GO): protein binding
Source: RefSeq, a predicted model, not a curated record
AGGGACACGAAUUAUUUUGCAAAUUAUUAAUCGUACAAUUAUCGAUAAAUACACCAUGCAAAAAAGUGUGAUAGUUGGCGGGUACUUUUUAUAUAAUAUAAUUUAUAUAUUCAAUGCCAUGAACACUAUGGCCUCUACAUCCGUUGAUGAGUGGAAAGUAACUUACCCGAUAGAAUUAAGUACAAAUAUAAGUUGGACAAUUCAUAAUUUUAGUGCUAUCGAUACCAACGCCUUUGAUUCGCCAAUAUUCGAGCCAUUAGUUAAUCAUAAUGAACAUCAAUUUAAAAUAAAGAUAAAUACACGGGAUGGGCCGAUGAGAAAUUCUAUUGGAAUUCAUUUGCUAUGGAACUGUGUAGACAUGGAGAAACUCGAAAUAAAAUUCAGAUUCCGUUUCAAGAGUGAAGUCAGUGAUUUAAUUAUAACACGUGAAUUACGGCAAUUAUUUAACAAUAGUUUUAAAGGUUGGGGCCUCACACAAGCAACGCCUAGGAACAAGUUAGUAAAUCAGCAUCCUAAUAGUCAGCAUCCAAUGAAAGAUACUGUAACCAUCUAUGCUGAUAUAAGCUUCUGGGAUUUCAUAAAUAAUGACGAUAAAACAAAUUCGAAAAAAGUCACACGAUCAAUUUGCAAUAAAAACGAUAUCCGUGCCCUUAACGUUCUGCAUGCCAUCGGCAAAUUCUUAAAUUACAACAAGUACAGUGAUGUUACAUUUGUUGUUAAUGGUCAAAGUUUUCCAGCUCAUAUGGCAAUACUAGCAGCUCAUAGUUCAGUGUUUGACAGAAUAUUCGAGAGGAUAAAACAGAACUUAGAUGAGCCUAUAGUAUAUUUAAAUAAUUUCAAUUACGAUGCUUUUUACGAAGUUAUGCGGUACUUAUAUACUGGAAGAAUUAAAAAUUUGGAAAAGUAUGCCGACGAAAUCUCAAGAAUCGCAAUUUCUUUCAAAAUCAAUAAUCUUAAGGAUAUUAUUAAGGAAUCUUCGAAUAAAGGACUUAACUUUUCAAAUAAUGAUUUUUCCAAUUUAGUUAGUAGCGAUGAAUACAACAAACAUGAAAAUGUGAAUUUAAAUAACAAUGAUUUUGACAAUGUUUGAUUUUAAUCCAUCAGAUGACGCAAGAUUAGUAAUGAAAAGAUAUGAAUAAUUAU